Molecule: messenger RNA, 459 nt
Organism: Rotaria sordida
Lineage: Eukaryota; Metazoa; Rotifera; Eurotatoria; Philodinida; Philodinidae
Source: the annotation of a GenBank genome assembly
AUGGCCAAUUUGAGAAGCGUACAAAAUCAAUAUGCCGAAGCAUUACCUCUUUAUGAACAGGUCUACGAACAAUUUCAACAAUUCUAUGAAACUGAUGAACAUGCUGAUAUUGCUCACGUGCUCAACAAUAUGGACGAAGCACAUCGCCUUCUUGGUGAUUUGAACACUGCGAUUGAUUAUGCAAGACGUGGUUUGGCCAUUCGACGAAAUAAAUUGCAAUCGAAACAUGAAGACCUGCAAGAAACAGAAAAGUUGGUUAUUCAAUUACAACAAGAGAUUCUCACUCAUAUAACACCAAUAAGACGUUCAUCUUCGUCAUCCUUAAGUCUUUUGGAACAACAAUGUUUAGAAUUAAAAAAACGACGAAAACGAAAGAAAAUUAUCAAUAAUGAAACUAUUAGUCAUAAUGAUUCAAAUAGUUCAUUAUCAACAACAUUCAUUAUUGAACGAAAUCAAUAA